Cladocopium goreaui is the source of this 2187-nucleotide messenger RNA. The record is from the annotation of a GenBank genome assembly. NCBI's taxonomy places the organism in Eukaryota, Dinophyceae, Suessiales, Symbiodiniaceae.
AUGGUUCCCCGAUGGUUCCGUCAUGGCCAGGAGACCUAUGCGCAUUGGUUGGACGCCUCCUGGGGUGACUUUCGGAAGCAACUUUUGGAAGCGUAUCCUGAUGUGUCCCGCUGCAAGUCCAAAAGUGAGGCACGAAGCCUGGAGCGGACGGAGCGGACCUCGAAGAUUUCCAACAUCUCUUCCCAGAGCAGUGGCGAGGCCGAGGAAACGGGAUGCGCUGUGUUUCAACUGGCAGUUCAGAGGUCGGAGACAGAUCUCACAGCCGAUCUACCGGAGGACUUGAGUACCGAGCAGCUGCCGCAGGAACGACCAGAGGAGCGACCGCAGCUGGUCCAAAUCAAGACCGACGACGACGGCGGCGACGCCGCGAGUGAGGGCAGCAGGCAGACAGAGCUCGCUGUGGAAGGGCAGAGCUGUUUACGUUCUGGCCUCGAAGGGCUCAGUUAUCAGGAGGCACAUGCGAUCCGCAAUCGCUUGCGCCUGCGCUUGAACGCGAUUCACUCCAACGCCUUGGUGAGUGGGAAGGAACUGCACACAGCUGUGGCAUCUCUAGGCUUGACCAAGCAUUCGGUGGAGGAAAUGAACGAGUUCCUGAACCUUCUCGCAGAUUUUAUUGGCCUCAAAUUUGUUGAGGAGGAGCAGGAGAUAGAAGAGGAUGAGGAGGAAGCUUCCACUAGUAGCUAUACAUCCAUCGCUCUCCUCUUUUCAGAAAAAAGACGCUCAAAGCGUGCGAGUACCAAGAUCCAAAAGCCUGUUUGGGCCUGGCCAACACAAAAGGAUGUGACGGAGCAUAGCAAUGCUUUGAAGGAGGUGAAGGUCACCCUGCGACGCAGCGUCACUGCCACCACCACUAGCAUGGUGGACUCCGAGAUCAAAUGCAACUUCAAUGUGGCACCAGCUCAAGCCUUAAUGGAGGUUUUCCUGGCCAAAGAAGGCCCGACGCACAAACACAUUUUCGGCAGCAAACGCAUGGAUCAGUUUCGCGCGAUGAAGGAGAUCCUUUUAGCUGGUGAUACCAACCGCCUGGUUGCUGAGCUCACAUUUGUGCGCAUCAACGACCUGGCGUCUCCACCCGAGGCAGUUCACCCCUUGGUUUACAUCGAGCCUUUGGUGGCUCUGUUGAUCAUCGGUAACGGCGUGAUGAUUGGAUUCCAAACCGAGCCAGCACAUCAAGAAUGGACUGGAUGGAUCUAUUUCGAGAUGAGCUUUGCUUUUGUAUUGUGGAUGGAAAUUGCCUUUCGCAUGCGACUGCUGCGAUGCCGCCAGUAUUGGUGUGGUCCCGAGCGCUAUUGGAAUUGGUUCGACAUACUUCUUGCUGGCACCGGUUUCUCUGAUAUCGUGCUCCAGUUGGCCUCCGGGCAAGAGGCUGAAAUUGGCGGAACCGGCUUGCUCAGGUUUUGCCGUUUGAUCAGAUUGGUGAGGAUUGUGAAGGUCUUUAGGAUCAAGAUCCUCAAAGAUUUGCGGCUCAUGAUCAGAGGCCUCAUAGCUGGAAUCAAGACCCUGAGCUUAGCCUUCCUACUGCUUUUUGCUGUGCUUUACGUCAUCGCGGGCUUCGCCACGAUUAGCUUCGGAACCGAUGAGAAAACCAUCGCCAUCGGUUUAGCAGGUUAUUUCAAGAACAUCCCGGCCACGAUGUUCACUGCAUUCAGAUGCUUCAAUGGCGAAUGUGUGACAGAUUCGGGGCAGCCAAUCCCGUCCUUGUUGGCUGAAGAGUUUGGUUUGCCGUUCAUCCUGAGUUAUGUGGGGAGCUAUAUGUUGGUGACCAUGGGAAUUUUCAACGUCAUUCUUGCCGUCUAUGUGGAUAUCACGAUGAGAGCCGCCAAAGAAAAUGACAUUCAAACGGCCGAGGCCUAUGCUCGAGAGUCUAUUCGGAUUGCUCGGACCACGCGAGAGUUGCUUAAGCGCUUUGUGGCGGCCUACCAUGCCUUUUGCGACAUGGAAGAGAAUGGCACACCCAAUCACCAUGGAAGUCUGAAGAAGCUGCCUUCAGCUGCUUUGCUGACAGAAGAUUUGAUGACUGAUGUGGCAAUCAGCAAGGAGCUCUUCCUCCUGGUGAUUCAAGACAAGAAGAUCCAGCGGCUAAUGGAUGAACUGGACCUGCCUCCAGACCGCGCCAACUUGUUUGAAGUGAUCGACGCAGACGGAAGUGGUACACUUCAAAUGGCGGAACUUCUGCAUGGACUCUGA